Molecule: messenger RNA, 7320 nt
Organism: Pecten maximus
Lineage: Eukaryota; Metazoa; Mollusca; Bivalvia; Pectinida; Pectinidae
Product: bcl-2 homologous antagonist/killer-like
Exons: 5
Coding region: 151-858 (235 amino acids)
Biological process (GO): intrinsic apoptotic signaling pathway in response to DNA damage; regulation of apoptotic process; extrinsic apoptotic signaling pathway in absence of ligand
Cellular component (GO): mitochondrial outer membrane
Molecular function (GO): protein heterodimerization activity; protein homodimerization activity
Source: RefSeq, a predicted model, not a curated record
ACCUUUAAUAGAGGAGAGUUCCAAAGUAGCUUUUUGUUUUUGACAAUCAUGACGCAUAAAAUAGAGUUCAAGAUAGAAAAAAACUGAAUCCUCAUGACAUAGAUAUAUAAAGUGCAAGCCUCAAGGAAAUUCUUCAUUAUAAGUGUUAUCAUGGCAACGUGGGAUGGGGGAGGAGGAGGAGGAAGAUGGAACUCCCCUGAUUCUCCAACAUCCCGACAAGUAUCACCUGGAUCAGAUGUUUCUGUGCGUCCAGAUACUGAGGAAAAUGUCGUAAACCAAGCAGAAGAUGUCAUCCGCAAUUUCAUGUACCAACGAUAUCAACAGGAGCAGAUGGAAGAAGAUCCAGAUACUAUGGAGCAGACUCCAGCCAUACCAGAGCUGGUUCAUUUCACCACUGAUCCCAUGAGUCAAGCUUCUCAGGUCGGGCGCCAAUUAGCAAGAAUCGGUGACGACAUCAACCGAAGAUACGCUGACGAAUUUAGUGACAUGAUCAACCAGCUGAAUAUCACAGAGGAUACUGCUUACGAGGUGUUCGCUGGUGUAGCAAGAAAAUUGUUUUCUGAAGGAAUAAACUGGGGCAGGGUCUCGGCGCUCUUGUGUUUUGCGUACAGAAUAGCCAUGAAAGUACUGCGUAUCAGGGAACGAGCUUCACGCUUCGCAGACUUCCUUAAACUCAUCAUUAACCAUGUCGUCCGCUUCAUCAAAGAGAUGAUAGCUUCAUGGAUAGCACAGGAAGGUGGCUGGGCUGCAGCCUUGAAGUACAUGCCAUCAGUUAGCUUGAAGACCCUCGGGGCCAUCGCAGGAAUCUGUUUCUUAGCCAUAGGUGCAGUUUUCUACUUCAACAAGAAAGGAAGUUGAGUGAAAGUACAGUGCAUAGUUACCCUCGUUGACAUUGAUCUCAGUCGAGAAGAUUACUCCGUGAUCAUGACCAGCUCAAAAAACAAUUAUGAAACAAUCAGCUCAUAUGGGGUGUUUAAUUGUGUGAAUGAAUUUUCAACUUUGUCAUUCUUUUGUGUAAUAUUCAUUAUUUCCAUGCUUAAGUCCAUAUUGGUAUGAUCAUUGUUUUGACAAAUAGUAUAAUUGUUUUUUUUAUUGUCAGAGCUGAUGUAUUUAUCCAGCAAUUAGCCCAUGUCUUGUAAUAAGCCCAUCUGUAUCUAUCGCUGCUCAGAUUAUCUACCAACAAAUAUAAUUUCAUUGUCCUAUUACAAGCCCAUCUCCCUGAGUUUGAGCUUGUUGUUAUUUGCUAGCCCCCAGGGCUUAUUGCAGGAUAAAUUUGAUGGGAUAACGACAUAGUAAUGUUGAAUUUUUUUUUCUUUCAAAUUUUCAAAAUAAAGUUAUUGGUGCAAUAAUAGAAUGGUAUCCCCCUUAUUUUAGCCAGUAGAGCCCAAGACUGGACAGGCUUUAUUUUGAAAAGAUAAAAACUAAAAACUCUGGCAAAAAAAAUUUAAAUUUGUUUUAUAGAUAUACAUGUUUUUCUAAUUUGUAUAAAUUUAUAUUUCAUAUAUUAAAAGGUGCAUUUUGAAAAUCAGAAAUAAUGUGAAUUUCACUCAAUUUCGGUAGAAAAUAAUGGUUGAAUAGAAAGGUUGAGCAAAUGAAAUUGAAUGUCGGUUGAAUUAUAUGUAAUGUAAUAUGCACUUAAUGCUGUCUGUAUGAUAGCAAACUAACAUUUGUUUGACACGAGAUGUUUUUGUUUUUAAUUUUUUUCAAAUGUUCUGAUUUUAGCAUGUCAAAUCUGUAAUGACACAUCAGAAAUACAACCCUAAUGUUAAAUAUAGAUUUUAAAAUGUGAGGAUUGUAUAUCUAAUUUUGAGAUUUUUAACUGACAAGAGAUUGAACCGAGUUAGAGGUGUAAAGCUAGUUCCAGUGUAAUUAUAUCACAAGGCAGUUGAGAAUUUCAAAAUUGAGUAAUUAUCAUACAAAAUUAUUAAACCAAUCAUCUGAAGUUCAGGGAUCUUUUUGCAAACAUAUCUUACAUGAUAAAAAAAACUUGAACAUUAAAAAAAAAAAUGCUUUUUUUUUUGUUAUCAAAAACACCAAUUAAAUUGGUACAGUUGUAUUGCUACUGUCGGGCUACAUUUACAGGUGUGCUUGACCUCAAUUAUUGUACUGAAUAAAGAUGAGCCUACAUAUUGCAUGACCAAACUACCAUCCAUGACCUAUAAAAUCGUAUCUUAUUUUGUCAUGACAUUCAUACUUUUAUUGCAAUGUAAAAACUAGAUGGACAUAUCCAAAAUGAAAAUGCUGAAUUGAAAUAUUGCAUGCAGAAAGUGGCAGGUACAUGUAUUUUGUUCUUAUUAAGCAGCAAAUGACUAAUUAUAAUUAUAAUUAAAAAUUGGAAUUAUAAUUAUAAUUAAAAACUGGAAUUAUAAUUAUAAUUAAAAAUUGGAAUUAUAAUUAAAAAUUGGAAUUAUAAUUUAAAAUUGUAAUUAUAAGGGGCUGUUCUGUGAUAUUAUUUCAAACAUGGUUAUUUUGGAUAUUACACACUGUAAAUGACUGAAUGUUUCAACUGGACAUUCCAGUGUAAAAUAAGAAUGUAUGCAAUUUUCUAUUUGUUAAAUUUAUAUCGUUUAGAGAUAUAUAUCUAUAUAUAUAUAUAUGUUUCCUCUCAUUGUUUGACAGAAGUGCCUAAAUGUUAAGUCUGAAGUUAAGCAGAGUAUAUUAGAGGUGUUAGAGUGAUGAUAUACCUAAUGUUGAUGGGAAAUUUUGUUUUACUGGUAUAUUUUUUGUAAUUAGAUGUUUUGAGCUUUAUCAAGCACGGCAAAGUGUUUUUGAAUGGGUUGAAUAUGUUCACAGUAAGCACUUGUAAAUUGUAUAUAAAAUUUAAUGACUUGAUAUUGAUUGGGUUAAUCAACAUGGAAUAUUGACCAAUUGAUCAUCAAUCAGAUUGGUGUAUUUAUUGUUUUCAUGACCUUCCAUGAAAUAUGUACUUAAGCUGAGAUUCUUCAAAAGCAUGUUAAAAUAUAUGAAUACACAUGCAUUCCUCAUGAUUAUAUGCAUACAUGAUUACUUAUAUAAGAUGAUUUUCAACAUAUAUAAAUACAUAUAUAUAUACUUGACACAAUUACAUGCAUACACAUACAGGUAUAGCCAUUUAAAUACAAAUGUGUCACAGUAUACAUAUGAGAUUCUUCAAAAGCAUGUUAAAAUAUAUGAAUACACAUGCAUUCCUCUUGAUUAGAUGCAUACAUGAUUACUUAUAUAAGAUGAUUUUCAACAUAUAUAAAUACAUAUAUAUAUACUCGACACAAUUACAUGCAUACACAUACAUGUAUAGUCAUUUAAAUACAAAUGUGUCACAGUAUACAUAUGAGAUUCUUCAAAAGCAUGUUAAAAUAUAUGAAUACACAUGCAUUCCUCAUGAUUAUAUGCAUACAUGAUUACUUAUAUAAGAUGAUUUUCAACAUAUAUAAAUACAUAUAUAUAUACUCGACACAAUUACAUGCAUACACAUACAUGUAUAGCCAUUUAAAUACAAAUGUGUCACAGUAUACAUAUGUAAAACAUGUAACAUAUGUAUUAACUGUAACCAACUUGUACCACAUAUCAUAUAUAUAUGUAUGUAUCUAUAUUUUAGGUAAACAUAUUUGUAUGUUGGUUGGUAUGCAUGGCCACAAGCAGUGCCAAAGAAUUGGAGUUGACAUCACUAGUGUACUGUUGUUGGAAUUCAAAGAUGGUAUCAUUCAUGAAUGAUUUAAAAAUGAUUGAUAACAUCUUAUUAUAUCCCCCAAAUAACUUUUGGAAAAUAUUGUUUUUGCUCUAUUUCUUUUUAUUUUGUAUUUUUCUUAUUUCUUCAACUUUCUUCUGCCAAAGAGGUUUCUAAUAUGUUUUUCGAAAACCAUAGGACGGAGUUCAGUGAAACUUUACAUGAGUGUAAGGCUGGCAGUGCGCAAGAAUGUUUCAUUUUUCGAUUGGUCAUAUCUAACUGAUCAGCCGGGCCAUGGCUUCUGAUUGGAGGAAAUUUAGAUAUUGUCGGAUUUUGAUGAAAUUAAGUAUGCAGGUGUAGGUUGACACUACAAACACUGUCGCGAUAUAUAUAUAUUUACCACUUUAUUUAUGACUGCAAGGGUCACUUUUAGGACAUAUGUAAUGGUGCCCUAUGUAAUUAGUACUUGUUACUGUAAUUAUAGAAUCCGAAGUUUAAGGAAUACUGUCAAAUCCUUUUUUUCAAGUAAAAACAAAAAAGAUAAUACAGAAAAAACUUCAUAUGAGCAUCAUUAAAAUGAUUAAGGUAGAAAAUAGUAUUUAUUCUCUAUAAGAGAUAUGUUUGCUUUGCAAGACACAAAUCAGUAUUCAUAUUAAUGGACAGGAAAAGUGCUUGAUGGAGGUUGAAACAGUUCACAUAUUAAGCUCAUGAUUAUCGUUUUAUUGCCUGUUACUGCAUGAGAUCUCAUAAUGUGAAGUGGUGACCACCUACCAUUCCUUAAAUUAUUAUAAUAUACAUGUAUACUUAGUGCGACUUCGUGAUGUAGAGGGUGGGUCCCAGUAGAAGAAAAUAUCCUUAAAGGACUACUCCUUCAGUAGAAGUGAAGUAAAUCUAACCAGAUUUAAUGUAAAUGAUCCCAAUAUGAAAUACACAAAAUUCUGAAAAACUGAAAGUUAUGCUGAAAUAUAGUGCAUUAAAAGGCUAAAGUUAAAUCUAAUUUAAAAGUCUAGUCAAAACAGAUGAAGGGAUUUCAAUCUAAUGAGUGUUAAUAAUCCUUAGAUUAAAUAGACACAUUGCUGUAUUAUCAAUAAAGGUCAUUAAGAGUAGCCAUUGUAUCUUUAAAAAGUCUACUCGUGAAGAACAGAUGAAUGGAUAUUAACCUAAUUUUUAAAGGAUCCUAUUGAAUCAAAUAGACAUGAUGGAGUAUGUUAUUAGAGAAGGUCAAAUAGGGUAGAGAUAGGUAUCUUUAGAAGUCUAUGCCUUCAGAAUAGUUUAUUGAACAAAAAUAGAAGUAUGCCAUACUGUAACUUUGAAGAGUAUGGCUGGAUAUGCCAGCGCAUCAGGAAAGAGUCUAAUAUUAGAAUUGAGUUGGUAGUAGGAAUAAGGGUAAAUUUUCACUGAUCAAUUAUGUUUAUUUUGCUGUUUAAUAUGCUUGUAUAAGUUAAGUAUAUGAAAGAAUGUGUGACCUUUACAAGCCCCUGUGACACUAUGUGAUCUUCACAGGCCCCUGUGACACCAGUAAAUGUGAAGUCUCUUAAGACAAGCAGUAUGUGUGGAAAUGGCUUAUGUAUAUACACAAUGCUUUUUGGUUUGGGUGUAUUGCCCUAGUUUCAUGAAAUGAUAUUUAUCUGGUAAUUUAUUUUUAAUUUGGCUUUAGAUCUCAACCUAAUCUUCAUCGACUUUUCUGACUGUCUCCGAUAUUAAAUUAUUCAUGUGAAAGUCAUCAUCAAAUGAAUUGUAUUUAUGGUGACGAAAUACCAUAAAUAUUUCUGUGUUAUCAAAAUUAUUGAUGUCUGUGUGAGUGUCGAGAUAGAUGAUCUUGCAAAUAUAUUUAUUUUUGAGAUUAUGGAGUAUUUUUCGUCACACAGAUUUGGAAAUCAUCCAUAUCCGAACAAUUAAUUUGAUGAAUCUGUGCAGUUGAACCUCAUCAUCUUAUAAAUUUGAAAGUAUUUUGAAAAUUAUGUCUUUGUUAUCGGUUAAUAUCAGAAAGGUUAUUUUUCAUCGUGUCAACAGCCUUACCAUAAAGGGGACUAUUAAUCUUUAUAGUGAUUUUUUUGGCCAAUCAUCUUCCUUAGAUUUUUUAUCAUCGUUUAUAAUUUUGAAUGAUUCAUAUUCCUUUUAACAAAGGUUGUAAGGGUAUGGGUUAUGAAUUAGGUUAUUAUUUUCUUUGAAAUACAUGUUUUACGAGAAAAAUCCAGGUUCAGGGAAAGUCCAUCAGUAAUCAUUUGUCCGGUAAAUUAAUCCAGAGAGCGUAGCCACUUGUAGCUGGGGUUGAAUAUGAUAGGAUUGCGAUGAUUUGAUUAUACUUUUAUGGCAAUAAUAUAUAUAAUACAAAGUAUUGCAAAUUGAUAAAUGAUUCUCAAAAUAUCACAGCUUGAAGAUAUGAAUAUUUAGGCUUGAUGAAAUUCAGUUUUAAAUAUUUCACUUUGUUCUUGAAAUGAGUCUUUGUUUAAAUUGUUUGGCCUUAGAAAUAUGUGAAAUAUUUCUUGUGAACAUGAUGACUUGAAAUAUAAACAUUCUCAUGAAACUUUGUAUGCAGCCUUAUAUCAAUAAGAUCUCGGAUGAGUUUGCUAAUUGGGGCGAUUCAAUUGUAACUUACAGAGUUAUGGCCCUUUCCAGUUUUAUUAUCAUUGGUCCUUGUGAGCAUGCUACAAAAACUUGAUUAAAUAUAAAUGGAUUUUGAUGAAAUUCAGUAUAUCAUUUAGAUGUCAGAUGAGUUCACAAUGGAACUGAUACAAUGUAACUUGCAGAGUUUUAGCCCUUUGCACUUUGUAGUAUAACUACCAUUGAACCUUUUAAACAUAACUUCGGUAAAAAUAUGAAUGGAUUUUUAUUAAAUUUGGUAUGGUGUGAGAUUCAUACCAAUUAUCUUUAAAAAUUUCCUCAUUGGGACUGAUCUGAUUGUAAUGGUUAUUGCCCUUUGCAGUUUAGGUCUAGGGUCAUGAUUUUAGGCCAGUAGCAUUCUGGGAUGAAGGAAUAACAGGUUUAUUAAAAUUCCUUGGCCUACUUUCAAGGUCACAUGCAUCCAAAUGUUCAAUCUUAAUUGAAAAGCAAAAUCAUCUGUCAGUACAUGUAUCAGAACUCAGGUGACCGAUCAGGCGCAUUGGCCUCUUGUUACAAGUUCAAAUUAUUAUUUUUUUUUUUUAUAUAGACAUAAUAGGCACGUGGAUAUCAAACUAGCGAUAGGGUAAAAAGACAAUGAGGUAUUGUGUGAAAGAUGAGACAAGAAUUAUCUUGAGAGGGUGAAGUGGUAUGAUAUUGUCAGUUUUUUUUUGUUUUUUUUUUUCAAUGUUAUUACUGCUAGUCAUGAAAUCUAAGUCUGAGAUUAUUUCAUUUCUUGACAUUUUGAUUAUAGAGUUGUAUCACGACUCGCCAGACACAUUUGUUCAACAUGUAAUGAACAGGAGAUGGUUAAAAAAUUGUGUUAUUGAAUUAUACCAAUGUUUUCAACUGAAUACCAAGGAAACGCCAUCUCCUUUGCAAGCGAGUAUGGAUUCGUUUAUGAAUUUCAGAGUUAUUCAAAUGUGGGGCGUUAGAAAUGUGUCUAUGUCAGACCUGUGGCAGGAGUUCCUUUAAGAUUGGUUGCCUUCUUGAUUUUGGGUUUCUUAAAGCACUAUAACAUUAUUUCUGUUAUGAAUUUAAAUUGGCUCAAUAAAAUAUAAAGAAUAUUUUACAUA